Adelges cooleyi (spruce gall adelgid) is the source of this 1076-nucleotide messenger RNA. Its product is annotated as transmembrane protein 186. The transcript is spliced from 3 exons. NCBI's taxonomy places the organism in Eukaryota, Metazoa, Arthropoda, Insecta, Hemiptera, Adelgidae. Gene Ontology annotation, cellular component: mitochondrion. The record is from RefSeq and is a predicted model, not a curated record. The coding region runs from base 332 to 928 and encodes 198 amino acids.
UUGGAAGUUUAUGACCGAAUGCCCCACCGCUUGCAUUCCAGCUGGAUGCUCAUUCGGUGUAAACUGUAACUAAUAACUAGCAGUAAUCGCAGAUUAAAUAAUAAAUGUUAUUUUUUUUCCGUGGUAAAAGGUCUACGAGUUUUACACCGUAAUUUUGUAUUUUCAUAAUUAUUUUAUAAAUUAGUGAGGCUAAUUAUUGUUAUUCAUACAAUAUGUUUCAUACUUUAUAUUUAAAAUAUUUAUUUAGAUAUUACUUAAUAAUAUAAAUUUUAUAAUAUAAAAGUUGUGCCAUUUAUUUUUAAGAACAUAACAAUAGCCACCAAGUACUAACAUGUUUAAAUUAUAUCAUAGUAGUAGUUCAAAACGUAUAUUGAACUCUACAGUAAAAACUCUAAAAUAUAGUACACCUAUUUUUAAAACAUUAAAAACUGAUCAAACUUUAAAUGAAAGCAUUACUAAUUAUAAGCCAAUAUUUCAAACAUCAAACAUGCCAAUUUUUAUUUGUUUGAAUAAAUUGAAAACCAUACAAACGAUAUCUAAUAUUAUUAUUCUACCAAUAACAUAUGGCUUAAAAGUAUUUGAUUUAUUAAACUUUACAGAAGUUAUGUAUUUGUCAUUAAUAGGUAUUGGAUUAACAGCUGGUUUGUACACUUCUAGCUGGAUUCUUUCAGAUUACUUGGUAGUAUUUGUUUAUAUUUCCGAUGACGAGAAGAAAUGUAGAAUGUCAUACAUUUCAUUUUGGGGUGCCCGCAAAGAAUUAUAUUGCAAUGUUGAUGAUAUACAACCUAUUCAGUGUUCAAAAUUAGAUAUAUUCAAUAACAAAGUAAAAAUAAAAAAUAAUAAUAAAACUUUUAAAAUUGUUUUACCAAAUUCUACUAUAAUGAAUAAUGCAAAGCUUAGAAUAUUAUUUGGUGAUGAGGUUAUUUAAUUUAAUUAAUAUUUUAAAUUGCUUUUUGUCGUUUUAUUGAAAACAAAUAGAUGUGUUUUAAUCUUUUAUUUGCUGUUAUUUAAUGAUAUUAUAAAUUAAAGAAUGUUUAAUGAUCAAUAAUAGAUUUAAUACAAAUUAUUUUUGAUUA